GUAAUUGUAACUCUCCCGCAGGACACAUCAAAAAACCCCGAAACAGGUUAUUCAGUGUUUGAUAAUAUAGAUAUUGAUGUUUGUAAUAGUUCUAGCCUAUUCCUCAUUCUUUUUGUUUUUUUUCUAAUAAAUUAGAAAUUUCCCUCGUGACUUGUGAGGAAGGCUUCUUAAUGUUAAUUUCCUUACCUUUAAAAUAAAAAUUAAAAAAUAAAAAAUACUUAGUACUAUAAGUCUACAAGUACUUGUAGUCUUGUACAAGUAGAACUUAAGAUUUGGCGGUCUUAUUUGGUGCAAUAUCUAUUUGCCCUAGAAUUUCCCCCAAUUCCUCAAAACUUAGAUUUCAAGUUUUUUUUCUUGAUUUUAAUUUCUUAUCGCUUUUCUUAAUUCUUUCAUGAAUUGAAAAUUUUAUCCCAAUUUGAUAUUUCGCUGUGGUUCGCGUUAUGUGAUCAUGGCGAGAAUUCACUUUUCUCCCGCUUUCAAUUUGUCGGAAGACGGAAAAUUAGGGUUUCGUCGGCCCGAAUCGGAUCCCCAAUUCAAUUGGCGCAACAAUCCGAAUAUUGCUUCAUAUCGCGAACUCGUUAGAAACAGAAUCCAGGUGUUUCUUGCCCAAUAUGCAUUUCAGCAGUAUGCGUUGCGAAUCCCUUUGCUUGCUGCCAGCCUGGAAAAUCAAAUCUUCAUGGAUGCUCUUUCCGAGAAUGACUACCUGGAUCAACAGAAUUUUCUUGAUCGCCUUAUGAAGGUAAUUAAAUGGAGUUGGGAUUUCACUCAGCAUGAAGCAAUGCAUGCCACUACAUCGCUACCAAAAAAUGUUUCUGCUUCAACCCUUGCAACGAAAAGUAUUUUUUGCACUAAGUUUGAUAAGCCACACUGUGAUCAUUAUGUUAGUGAUGAUGCUUGCUGUAAGUUGGAUCAUGCACCAAAACUUUUAGCUGAUGUACCCAGGAGUAGUAUAUAUGGAUCACAAAAAUGUAUAUUGGACGCCAAUGUGUGGCAACCUGAGCUGGUGCUACCUAAUAAUUAUUCUUCUGGGAUGGGAUUUUUUAAUGCUGAUUCUGGUGAUAGUGAAAUUACCUAUUCUGGAAGUGGAUUGCAGUAUGAUUCUGAGGCAUCCUUCGAGAGUCAUUGCAACCAAUACCAAAACUCUGCCAAAGGUGAAACAAAUUUCAACAUCUUUAGUGACCAGAAUGAUCCUUCUUUGCAUUCACCUGCUACGGUGAGGGAGAACUUGAAAUUCGAAGUGUCCACUGCCUCUGAUGAUUUGCAUAUGCGACAGCCAGUUCUGGGACCCCUGCAGUUUAAUCAACAGCUCUUACAUUGUGAUGGACUCUUUGAGGAGAUUACUGUAGGAAGCUUACCAGUGCAAAAUAGAAAUUUGUAUACCUCUCUGUGUGCCACAUCAACCCCUAGAGAUACACAGCAGCUUUCUAAGCAGACGGAGAAUCUCAAAAUCCUGUACAGUUAUAUGAAUUACAAAAAAGAUGGGCAUAUAGUUCCCUUUUUGGAAUACAUACAUUCAAUGAAGUGCAAAUAUGGCUGUGAAUGUGAGACAUAUAGGGGGUUGCUUACACAUUAUGACAAUUGUGGCUCUGCUGACUGCGAUACUUGUGGAUCUGCUGCAAAGGGUUUUAUGCAACCUGGAUUAAGAAAUCAAGGAAAUGGCUUUGUUAGGUCGACACAUGGUAAUGAUUCUGGCAAGAUAGUCCGUGCUAACACUUCUGAAGACUUCAUAUACUCUACAAAAUUAAGGAAGUUGGAUUCGUCUCCUAGACGUGAUUCACCAUGUGAUGUUUCUGCGUUAAGUGAGGAGCCAUUCAGUCCUUCAGGACCUUUGAACUUUGAGCAACUGUCUAAAUCCCCAAUAAUGGCUACUCCCUUUAACCCAGGGGAAAAUGUUGAUAUUACCACUAGUCAUACUGAUGAUGUUUUAAGAAUUAGUGAAUCUGACAACAGUCAUCUGGACGAUGCUAUGGGAUUUAAAUCUGGGGAUGCUAUCACUCCUUCUGAAGGCCCAUCUUCUGAUUGUUCGCAGAAGGUUGAAAGAGUCUCUUGUCAUAUUGAUGAUGCUGCAAGAAUUAGUCUACAAGGCAAUGGUGUCAUUGCCUUGUGUGAUACUCGUGGAAGUAACUCUGAUGAUGCUACCAAUUUUGCCGAUGAUCCAUCUGCUUUUUUCUGCCAGAAGGAGAUUGAACCUGUAGUCAAUGAACUCAAAGAUACAGUUUCUGAUCCUGGUUGUGAUUUGCCAUCUGAUUAUGUUCCAAACCUGUUUGAAGACAAGUCUAUUGCUCAAAAGGUAGAGUUUAUACCGCGGAGUGAUUCAGAAGAAAUUCAUCAGAUAGCUGGUUCCAGGACUCGGAUGAAGGGAUUUAAAUCUGGGGAUGCUAUCAUUCCUUCUGAAGGCCCGUCUUCUGAUUGUUUGCAGAAGGUUGAAAGUGUCUCUUGUCAUAUUGAUGAUGCUGCAAGAAUUAGUCAACAAGGCAAUGACGCCAUUGCCUUGUAUGAUACUUGUGGAAGUAACUCUGAUGAUGCUACCAAUUUUGCCCAUGAUCCAUCUGCUGAUUCCUGUCAGAAGGAGAUUGAACCUGUAGUCAAUGAACUCAAAGAUACAGUUUCUGACCCUGGUUGUGAUUUGCCAUCUGAUUAUGUUCCAAACCUGUUUGAAGACAAGUCUAUUGCUCAAAAGGUAGAGUUUAUACCGCAGAGUGAUUCAGAAGAAAUUCAUCAGAUAGCUGGUUCCAGGACUCGGAUGAGGUCAGAAAAACAAAAGUUGGAUGGCAUCAGUUUAAUUGACUUUUUUCACGCCUGAGGAAAUCAAACGACAUUUGUCUAGUCUCAAGCAGAGAGAUGAACAGGGCAUAGCUGGAAAAAUGGCUGAAAAUGGAGCAAGCUGUUCACUCAGUGAAAACUUCUGCCAGCUAUGUGCCUUGCCUCAGCUUGCAUUUUCACCAAUGCCGCUGUAUUGUUUAUUCUGCGGGGCACGUAUAAAGAAC
Molecule: messenger RNA, 2987 nt
Organism: Chenopodium quinoa (quinoa)
Lineage: Eukaryota; Viridiplantae; Streptophyta; Magnoliopsida; Caryophyllales; Amaranthaceae
Product: histone acetyltransferase HAC1-like
Exons: 6
Coding region: 449-2803 (784 amino acids)
Biological process (GO): positive regulation of transcription by RNA polymerase II
Cellular component (GO): histone acetyltransferase complex; transcription regulator complex
Molecular function (GO): zinc ion binding; transcription coactivator activity; histone acetyltransferase activity
Source: RefSeq, a predicted model, not a curated record